AUGGGGCGUGCUGCUUGCUCUCCCAUCACCGCGGAUCCACCUGUGCUGCCGUGCGGAUCCCCCGUGCAUAGUUUUAAGGGCUACUGGGAAAAACUGAACUCCAUGGAAUAUGUUAAGUACUCCAAGCCACACUUGCACUGUAACAACAGCCUGGUCAGGAGAGAAUGGCACAGCCUGAUCUCAGAAGAGAAAGCAGAAAGAAGAAGAUCCAUGGUAUAUGUGAGGAAUAUUCCUGAUAAUGCAGCAAAGGUGAUUUCCAACCUAGAAGCAAGGAAUUUGGAGCCAAGAUUAACACAUCUCUUCCAGGAGGAGCACAUCCACCAGAGGCUGCUUAUGGGUCUGAUGGUGUCUGAACUAAAAGACCAUCUUCUGAGACACCUACAGGGUGUAGAAAAGAAGAAAAUUGAACAGAUGAUUCUGGACUACGUUUCAAAACUGCUGGAUCUCGCCUGCCAAAUCCUGGAAACCAGUUGGAGGAAACAUAAUCUUCACCCCUGUGCUCUCCGCCUCAGCGGGCGGGCCAGUGCAGCUGAAUUUACAGUCUUUCACAUCAUGACCAGGAUUCUGGAAGCUACCAGGAGUCUGUUUUUACCGCUGCCUCCUGGUUUUCACACUCUACACACCAUCCUGGGCGUCCACUGUCUCCCUUUGCACAACCUGCUGCUUUACACUGACAGCGGAGUGUUGCUUCUCACCAAAACAGCUGUCACACGGCUCAUGAAAGAUCUGGACAAUACAGAGAAAAAUGAAAGACUAAAAUUCAGCAUCAUUGUGCGGCUUCCCCCGCUUAUAGGUCAGAAGAUCUGUCGACUUUGGGAUCAUCCUAUGAGUUCUAACAUUAUUUCCCGGAACCAUGUGAAGAGACUGCUGCAGAACUAUAAUAAGAAAAAGCCCCCGAGUUCUGUGAUUGACAAGUCAUCAUUCAGUGUGGAAUUUCUGCCUCUGAACUACUUCAUUGAAAUACUGACUUAUGUAGAAUCCUCCAAUCAAGCCCUGUAUGCUUUUGAAGGACAUGACAAUGUGGAUGCAAAAUUGGUAGAGGAAGCAGGUCUGAAGCACACCACGAUGCUUUUAGGCUUGUAA
Messenger RNA from Suricata suricatta (meerkat), 1083 nucleotides. Its product is annotated as gamma-secretase-activating protein-like. NCBI's taxonomy places the organism in Eukaryota, Metazoa, Chordata, Mammalia, Carnivora, Herpestidae. Gene Ontology annotation, biological process: positive regulation of amyloid-beta formation. Gene Ontology annotation, cellular component: trans-Golgi network. The record is from RefSeq and is a predicted model, not a curated record.